Messenger RNA from Paramecium sonneborni, 988 nucleotides. The record is from the annotation of a GenBank genome assembly. NCBI's taxonomy places the organism in Eukaryota, Ciliophora, Oligohymenophorea, Peniculida, Parameciidae.
AUGACUAAGUAUUCUCAUUUUAAAAGAUAAAUGGAUGAGAAAAUUUUUAUAACUUGGUGGAUUUGAUAAAUUAUGACAAUUUUUUAAAUAAUAUCAAGGUAAGAGUGUGAGUAUUAUUUAAUAAAACAGUUAUUUCUAUCAUAUUUUAACAUAAAUUGAAAAAGAAAUCUUGUCAUUUCUUUUAUAAACAUUUUAAAAUUAUAUAAUUGCUGCCUGUGCUUCUAAUGGAAAUAAUUUGUAUAAGGCCUCUAAAGCUAUUCAAAUAAUAAAACCUUUAGAUUAAGUUUCAAUUGAUAUUAGAUAAUCUGAAGAUCCAGAAAAGUUUAAAUUACUUUUAUAGAAAUUGAAAGAGACUAGAUUAAGUGACAGUAUUACUGAGAAAAUUGUAAAAUUUAUUAGUGUUUUACUAAAUUUAAUUUAAGAACUACUGAAGAGUAAUGAAUUAGAAUAAGAAGAUAAAUAAAUUAUAAAACAUAGUAUUAUUAUAAUAAUAGUAAUAUUAUUACAUAAUUAAGAAUUAUUAACAAAUAAAAUUGAGAAUGUUGAAUUUGUAUAUAUAUUCUUUUAUGGAAUUUUACUGAUAAAUCUGAUAGUGUUAGAAAUCUAUUUUGAUUUUAUGGCAGGAAAGUUAGAAGAGAAACAAUUAACCUACAAAAAUCAUGUUAUAGCAAUUGAUUUCAAUGUAAAAUCAGUAAGAAAACUCAUCAUUAUAUUAUUAAGUUAAUUGAUUGAUAGUUCUUUUGAGAGUGAAGACUCAUAAUAAUUUAUUGAUUAUUAGCAAUUAACUUAAUAAAUACUUGACAGUCUCAUUAAUAAUAAGAGUAUUGAAACAAGAUAAAAAUCUACUGCUGUUGAUAAAAUUCUUAUUGAGUUAUUAAAUUUGUUAAAUAAAUUAUACAAAUUCAUUAAAUAACCAAUAAAUGAUUUAAUAUUCAAUGAUUGUUUAUUUAGCCUUCAGGAAGAAGGAGAUUAAAAGUAAAUCAAUUGA